AUGGAUAGUUUCAGGGCAUGUUUGUCAUUAAACUUGAAACAUGUGCUGUAUCUAGAGCAGGAUAGAUAUUGUGGGAUUUAUUCAAUGUGGAAUGAGCCUACAAUUAAUCAGUCGGUAGACUUUCUUUCAUUGUCUUAUACAUCUCUUGUAAUCUUCUGUCAAAGUAAGAACAAAACAAAAAAUCUACAGCGAGUUAUUACAGACAGUUUCAGAAAACUCUGGAAAAGCGAUUUUGCCAAUAGAGAGCUUUCUAAGCACGGUCCACAUUCUCUGUUACACGAUAUAGCAAGAUCCAAAACCUCAAAACUCAAAACCCCAAAUUUCCAAAAAAAAACAGUGUACUUGAAUAAGGCCAAGUAG
This is a messenger RNA of Phycomyces blakesleeanus NRRL 1555(-), 360 nucleotides long. RefSeq lists its product as hypothetical. The record is from RefSeq and is a predicted model, not a curated record. NCBI's taxonomy places the organism in Eukaryota, Fungi, Mucoromycota, Mucoromycetes, Mucorales, Phycomycetaceae. The transcript has 3 exons. Bases 1 to 360 code for a protein of 119 amino acids.